AUGGACUUUCUUCCGCAUCCCGUCGCCGGGGUCGAGCCGCUGGACAUCCCCUUUGUCGCCGACACCCCCUUUGUGUUUGGCACCGACUUUUGGGACUUCCCCAAGCUCCACGGCUUCGGCGACCAGUGGGCCAGCCUCCCGGCCCCGAGGCUGGCGUCGCUGGCGCAGUCAUGGCUGUACUUUGGCACCAUCGCCGAGUUUCUGGGCCGGCCGAUUGAUUACAGGGAAUACAAAGUGUCGAGAAGCGUGUCUGCCCGGCCGUUGAUACCUUUGCUGAACGAGUGGCUCACCUCGCACGCCAUACCCCCAAGGGACACGACCAAACAACCACCACCACCAUCAUCACUAGGGGAAGAAGGAACACAUGACCCGCCCAUCUCGCGCGAGGCAAGGAAACGCCUCAUCUACGAGCACGCCAGGUUUUUGGACGCGGUGGUUGAUCUGGCGGAGGACUUUGACCGCGUCUCGCAGAGCCAUGUCAAGCCGAUUCCGACUAUUGUUCUGUCUAUCAAAGUCCUUUGUACCACGCUCCGGAGUGUACUGUGGGAUUUGGUCCAGGUCGACGCGGAGGACAUGCCCUUGCCCUGGCCGAAGCACGAAAAAGUUGCCACGCUGGAUAGUAAUGGCAACCCUGACAUUUCACCGAGCGCGCAGCUCAUGUUGGAUGUGUUACGGCUGAGGGGGUGGUGCCCGUUCUAUGCACGAAAGGUGCUCACGAGUUACAACUAUGCGAUUGCGUAUUACUUCACGAGGUUGUUUCGGCUGUUUUCUACAGAGACGAGCCAUGAGGGGUGCGAUUUUGAGGAGUGCGUGGCUAGUAAUGCGGACGUCUUCAGCUACGUGCCCAGGCAUAUACGCUAUGGGUGUCAGUGUCAGCCGAUGGGGGUGGGGAUGGAUCAGAUAAGGGGGAUUAUUGAGGAUGGGGGGGUGCCGCUUGUUAGGCUGAGGGGGUCGCUGCAGCGGGGGAUACGACUGGAGGUGGUGAGGAUGACGGCCAGGACGAGGUUUGUGAUUAUCAGUCAUGUCUGGGCGGAUGGGAUCGGGAACGCGAAUGCGAAUGCUAUGCCCGAGUGUCAGUUGAGGAGGGUGUUUGGGUAUUUGAGCAGGCUGAAAGCGCUGAGGGAGGGGGAGGAUGCGGGGGCCGAGUUUAACCUGUUGGGUUCGGUUGAUACGGGGUUUCAGACGGCGGCGAGGAGGAGGCCGAGGUACUUUUGGAUUGAUGCGUUGUGUAUGCCGCCGGUGAGCAUGGGGUUGCUGAGGAUGAGGGCGAUCAACAAGUUGCCGGCGGUGUACCAGGCGGCGGAUAGGGUGUUGGUGUUGGACCCCAACUUGGAGAAGAUAUCGAUUGAGAACUCGGAUACGCUGGAGCAGUGCGCGAGGUUUUCGGUGAGCCCGUGGAUUGGGAGGAGUUGGACGUUUCAGGAGGCGGCGCUGGGGAAUGUGGUUGAGGUUCAGUGUGCUGAUGGGACGUUUAAUGCUCUUUCGCCGAAGCUCAAGCAACCGAGGGCUGUUCCUCCACCCCAGGGGCCACAGCAGUCUGGUUCAACAGCAGGCAUGGGAAGGGAUAUCAGCUUGGCCAUGGUGGCUAGUUUGACCCGGUGCCUGAACCACGAGUUCCGGUCAUCAUUUGCGAACGGUGUCAAGCCGGUCAAGGCCGCGCAUGGGAGAGAGACGCUGGCUCCUGACUUUUGCACAUUGUUUGUACAGGUGUGGAACGAACUGAGCGAGAGGGCAACUACGGUUCCAGGCGACAAGCAUCUUAUAAUCGCGAACCUGCUUGGCUUCAACACGGAGCCACUCAUGAGGCUGAACAAGUCAGCCGAUCGGAUGGCAUGUAUAUUGAGGAGCAUGGAUGGCGUGCCCAUGUCGUUAUUCUUCAACAUGAACGGACCAAGGCAGAGGCCAUCAAAGAACCACAGAGAUCGUUGGGUGCCAUUAUACCCAGCAAAACAGAAACUCACCUUUGGGUCAACAUUUACCAAUCUGCGCAACGUCAAGAACGACUUAUACCUCCCUAAUAACACUGUCAGUCGAACCAAGGUGGCAGUACUGGUAUGCACUGGCCCACCAGACCCCUUUUCGAGCUGCGCCUUCACCGUCCACGACACCACAACAGGUGAUCAAUAUUCCGUCGAAAUUCACCGAGAAGAAGGCGAAACAGACGCCUUUGCAGCCCCUGAUAUUGGCCCCUAUUGCAUAGCCAUCCAGCUCGACAACCCCCUCAUCACAAAACAAAACAACGACAUGCCCGGCCUUGCCGCCAGCCCAGCACAACCCUACCCCGGCGCUUUGUUUCGAGUCCGUCGUGUGGUCACCAACGUCAAAAAGCUCUACUACCACGCCCUCGAAGCUACGUACGAAAAGUCGUUUGAGCUUGUAGAAGAAGACACGUACGACCACUCCAAACCCCCCGAUCUCUCGUCGGACGACAACAUAUCCACCGCUUUCCAGCGUCACCCCCGCGGCCUCCUGAGGACAGUCUACGACUGCCCUCUAACCGUCACCCGCCUCCCCCCUCCUUCGACCCCCAUCAGCCCGUCCUUCCGCCGAGAGGAAAAACAAGCACCCCCUCCCACCCUUGCCUCAGUCCCCCUCCCGGAAACAUGGCAGCUGAUCAUCGAACGGGAACCACCCACCUACCCCCACCCCCUCCCCACCCGGCCCUCUCUCUCCGACGCCCUCACCCCGGUGACGGCGCAUUUGUCAGUCACAGCCCUCGACGGCCUCGUCGCCUCGGGGUGUGUAGGUUUUGGCAUCGCAAUCUGCGCAACAAUGUUUUCUUUUCUAGCGCCCCUGGCCAAGAUGGCGAUUAUCGCUAAGCUGAUCCUUCACUCGCUGUUUCUGAUACAGAUGUUUGUGUUUGCCGGGGUGGAGGUGAGGCUGGUGUGGAAUGUGCUGCAUAUCACUCUGGUGGUGCUGUACACCUUCUCCCGGGCUGCGCAAGGGGGGGCGCAAGUGCUAGACUGGGCGUUUAUUGCCUGGGCGUUUGUGGGGCACGCGGUUGAUUUUGGGGCUAGGGUUGUGAUCCAUAGUGUAGUUGUGCCCGAGCUGUUUGAGCAAUACCUGGCUUCGUUUGAUGAGGGGUAUGACGAUGGGAGUAGGAGGAGGAAAUAUGGGGAAAGGGGGGUGGGGAGGUGGUGGAAGAGGGUGAAGGGGAGGUAUGGGAAGAAGAAGCCAAAGGUUUGGAUGCCUAGGGAUGCCGCCACUGCUGCUGAGGAGGAGGUCACCGGCGGAGGAAGAGGAGGAGAAGAAGUGAGGAGUUCAGAUCAGUACGACUUGCUCUCUGGGGGGACGCAUCAGAGGGAUGGGGAUAGGAACGGUAAUCAUCAUACUACUACUAGUGUGGAGGAGGAUGUGGAUCUGGACUUUUUUGAGCAUGAGCAUAGGCAUCAUGUCGUCUCGGGGGCGUUUUCCAUGGCGGAUGGGUAUGGGCAUUAUGCGAGGCCGCCGGAGGUGCACAUGCUGGGGGUUAUGGAUGGGAGUAAGAGGCAUCAGGGGAGGGGGUAUAGCACGCUUCCUAUUUAGGUUUCGCAUCUUCUAGGGAACAGGGUAGGAUGGGAUUUUUGCAUAUGGGAUUGGAUAGAUAGUAAGCAUGGUUCUGGUUCGAUAGUACAUAUUUGGUUGUCUCAAAAACAGACACCAGCCAUUUCGUAAUGUGAUGAUAUGGUCCAAAGUGAAAGCCAGGAAGGGGUUAUUAAAGAUUGUAUUCCGUCA
Molecule: messenger RNA, 3714 nt
Organism: Podospora pseudocomata
Lineage: Eukaryota; Fungi; Ascomycota; Sordariomycetes; Sordariales; Podosporaceae
Exons: 2
Coding region: 1-3525 (1174 amino acids)
Source: RefSeq, a predicted model, not a curated record